Messenger RNA from Varanus komodoensis (Komodo dragon), 7456 nucleotides. It is a transcript of the gene ADAM33, whose product is annotated as ADAM metallopeptidase domain 33. NCBI's taxonomy places the organism in Eukaryota, Metazoa, Chordata, Lepidosauria, Squamata, Varanidae. The coding region runs from base 2707 to 5391 and encodes 894 amino acids. The transcript has 23 exons. Gene Ontology annotation, molecular function: metalloendopeptidase activity. Gene Ontology annotation, biological process: proteolysis. The record is from RefSeq and is a predicted model, not a curated record.
CUUUUCCUUGCUUUCUCACCAUUUCCCCUCUCAUUAUUUCCUCAUCGAAAUGGAAAUGCUCAGGUGGAAAUUGGGCCCUUGCAGCAUUUCCAGCUAAGGAGAUGCCAUUUCUCUGGGGGCUGCUGUGGGAAGGUGUCAAAAACCAAAACCUGCUUAAAGCUGCUAGUUCUCUGGAGGCUCUCGCCCGGGUCUGGGGGUGCAGUCCUGCAAAAAUAGGGGCGCGGCCCAGUCCAGGUGGAAGCUGGCCCUUGCUAAGUUGGGAAGGACCCCAGUGAAAAGCAAAUGCACUUGGAAUAAAACCUCAGCUUGAUUCAGAACUCUUUGUCUUUCCAGUUUGGUGUUGCUCUAGCUGGGGAUGAUGGGAGUUGUGGGAUCAUAGCUGGGGAUGAUGGGAGUUGUAGCCCAACACAUUGUGAGGGUGCCAGCUUGGAAAAGGUGCUUUGAAAUGUCUGAGGUUUGAGAAGUGUGGGGUUUGUUAGACCUUGGCACCUGCUAGAGCCAAAGUGCUGGCAGGAUUUAAUCUUACAUCCUUAAUGCACUCAGUCAAUCUGCCCUUCCAGGCUCUUUUUGCACCCAGAACUGUGGGGAGAAUUAGGACAGCGGGUUGAACGAAUGGCAGGUGAAGUGGGGAAUGUGGUUGUGUUUAAAUCUGGCUGGAGAGAGACUUCCCCUCAGCCCCGUUUUUAAGCAACGACAAAGAAUCUUGUGGUACCUUAACCUCCAACAAAUAUAUUCUGAAAUAAACUUUGAAAGGCACGGUUUGCAACAUCAAAUGCAUGCAGUGUUCCGCUCGGAGCGAGAGAUCUGUGUGCAUGUGCGGGGUGGAGACUGAAAUGUAAAAACUGCAGUGGGCGAUAAUCGCUUUAACAGUUGGUUGUUUGAUGGUGGCUGAUAACACAGAUAUUAACUCCUAAUGGUAAGCAGCUUUAACCAAUGCCCGGAUUAACCCCCUCUUCCCACCUUUGCCCUUGUUCAAACCAGGAAGCAGAAUUGCCUGAUGAAUCGGACUUCUGCAAUCUCACGCUGAGCUCUCUCUUUGCCAGACAUUUUUGCAAGAAGGGCCACUUGUCCUAGGAAGUUGAAAUGCCCCCACACCACACCCACUGCUUCUGGAACGAUGUCCGUCCUGAGCUCGGAUUGGUGUGUGUUACUGCUUUGUGUAGGGACUGGCCCUUUGGAGCCAGUAGGAAAUGUUGCCAAGGGCCGGCUUAAGUGCCACUGAAGGAUGGGGACCGGGCCGAACCCCCGGUGCCGUGGGUAGCAGGUUGCCAGAUAGAUGAGGGGCCAGGGGGAGCAAAACUGCCCCAGGGUCUGGUUUCCGUGUGUGCUGGACGGUAUCCCUUGGCCGGAGUCGUGCCGGGCCCAGAUUUUUCCUGGGCCUUGGGCUGGCCUUGUUGAUCUGUUUUGCAGCGGAUUGAGCAAUGCUUGUGGUCGGAGGAAUGUCUGAUGUCGAUCCUGAGGCUGCGGGUCGCUGUUUGUCUCCUUGAGGUUGUGGUAGUGUCCCGUUGGUUCAAAGGAGGUUGCAGGCGUUUGAAAUGCAGCAAAUUGUUUGUAGGCGACAGAUGGGAUCUUUGGCAAGCGGCUAAGACUGGAGGAAAAGCAACGGCGCUUGAGAGAGCUGGUAUUCAUCCAGGAGCCGUUGCACUGGUUGCUUUCUUACAAAUAUAUGACUCUCUUCAGCCAACCAGCAGAAACUUUCCUGCCCCUUCCAGGUGCUCUGCCUCUCAGGGGAGAUGAGAGCCCAUGAGGCUGGGCUGCUGUGGUGUUGCAUGGGAAGUUUUCCUUCCCGAUGGCCAUGUGUUCGUUAGAUGUCUGAAUCUGCUCCCUGCCUCUCAUUUCCCCUGAGAUGAAGAUUGAAAGAGAGCUCAACUGUCUCAAAAGCGGCCGCAGAACAUGCAGCUGGGAGCUGGGGAAGAGCCCCUCCUUCCGCUGACUCCUCACUCUGCCCCUCGCAGAUGACUGCCCAGCCGGCCACGCGGGGUCGGGUCGGUGCUGCCGCCAAGAGCACGACAAGCCAUCCUGGACUCCACAAUGCCUGUUCCAGAAGGAAAAACACAACCCGUCCACCCUCUAAUCGAUGCUGGAGAAGUGGGACGGCAGAAGCUGCGUUUCUGCACAUGGCGGAGCAAUGCCCCAUCCGCUCUGUCCGAAACACCCCAUUCCUGUUUAAAGAAGCCAGUGCAUUGCUGAGUUGCGUCCCCCAUGCUGGAAGCUCUCUUCUAGCCACCACAAUUGGGCUACACGAGCCCCCAGGGGGCUGAGGCGCCUAUGAUGGGGUGGAGAGACGCAUCAUCUCCCUCCGCCAUGCCUGGACUGAGGGCCUCCCAGCCUGGCACUGCAAGAGGGAGCAGACUUAGCGACAGUAACUUUAUCCUAGUGGCCCUUCGCUGCACCGAUUCCAACCUGGCUACAUCCCUCUUGUAAUGAGGGGCCCAGAAUUGGGCACGAUCCUCCAGCUGUGGUAACACCAGAGUUGCAUAGAGUGGCAGUAAUACCUCUCUCGGUCCAGAAGCCCGGCUAACUGUGAACAUAUGUGCGCAAACCUCGUCGAGUCUUCACAACAGAGGGGAGAAGAUAAGGUGGGGGGGCUGCUGGUUCAGGUCGAGGUUGGUCCAAGCUGCCCAGUGACCCCCAGAAAGCUCACAAGUGGGGCAGGAAUCCCCACACGUUCCCAGGCCUGAUGCCAUGUGAAGAUCUUGCUCCUGGAUGGUCUUCCUGCUGCUAAAACCCGUACACAAACCAGCAGGGAUGGCCAGACACUUUUCUGUCUGGAAGGCUUUGUCUCCUGGGAUUACAGGCUCCAUCACCGCCCCGCGGAGACAUGGUGGUGACUGUCGAGGGUCAGGAGCUGGUUCUGGAGCUGGAAAAAAACCAGAUCACUGCUACUACCACGGCCAAGUCCGAGGGCACAGCGGCUCUUGGGUGGUGCUAAGUACGUGUUCCGGAAUCAGCGGCCUGAUCGCUCUCAGCCACAACAACAGCUAUUACCUGAAACCCCCAGCACACCCAGAGUCGGCAGCUCACACCAUCUUCAGGGCGGAGCACUUGCCCAUCAGAGGUGGGACCUGUGGACACGGUGACCCCCUGCAAAGCAGCGUGGCAGAUGUCGCCAGAUCCUUCGAAGCAGCGGUGCCCCGGCGGAAAAGGAGGGAUGCCUGGAGAACCCUGAAAUACAUGGAGCUCUUCAUCGUUGCAGACUACACCCUGUUUACAACCCAAAACAAUGAUUUGGGGCGCACGAAGCAGCGGAUCCUGGAGAUCGCUAAUUAUGUAGACAAGUUUUACAGGUCCCUGAACAUCAAGGUGGCCCUGAUUGGUCUUGAAGUGUGGACCAAGGCGGACCAGUGUGCCGUGAGCAGCGAUGCCCACGCCACCCUCGUGUCUUUCCUGCAGUGGAAAAAGUCCCUGAAGUCUCGGAAGAAGCACGACAACGCUCAGCUCCUGACUGGCGUGACCUUCAAGGGGACGACCAUCGGCAUGGCCCCACUGGAGGGCAUGUGCAGUGCGGAAAACUCUGGCGGUGUGAGCAUGGACCACUCGGAGCUGCCCAUUGGCGCUGCCGCCACCAUGGCCCACGAAAUCGGCCACAACUUUGGCAUGAGCCACGACAGCGAGGGCUGCUGCGUCGAAGCCACGGCGUCUCAGGGCGGCUGUGUCAUGGCCGCUGCCACGGGCCACCCUUUCCCCAAGGUGUUCAGCUCCUGCAGCCGGAGGCAACUCGACGGCUACUUCCAGAGGGGUGGCGGGAUGUGCCUCUUCAACAUGCCCAACACCAAGGACCUGGUGGUGGGCAAGAAGUGUGGCAAUGGCUUCCUGGAGGACGGGGAAGAGUGUGACUGCGGCGAGGUGGAGGAGUGCCGGAGCCCCUGCUGCAAUGCGCACAACUGCACGCUGAAGGCGGGAGCCCAGUGCGCGCACGGAGACUGCUGUGAGGACUGCAAGCUCAAGGAGGCCGGGGCCAUGUGCCGAGAGCCCGCGGGCACCUGUGACCUGCCCGAGUACUGCACGGGGGCUUCGCCGUACUGCCCCACCAACGUGUACCUGCUGGACGGGUCGCCCUGCGCCCACGGGGAGGCGUACUGCUACAACGGCAUGUGCAUGACGCACCACCAGCAAUGCAUCCAUCUGUGGGGGCCAGGUGCCUCGCCGGCUCCCGACGCCUGCUUUGAGGAUGUCAACAGGGCCGGAGACAUGUACGGCAACUGCGGCAGGGACCGGCACGGCCAAUACGUGAAGUGCGCCCGGAGAGAUGCCAAAUGUGGGAAGAUCCAGUGCCACAGCUCCGCGAUCAAACCGAAAGGGACCAACACCAUCUCCAUGGACACCACCAUCCGGCUCAACGGGCGGGAGAUCAAGUGCCGGGGGACGCUGGUGUACACCACCAAGGACGACUCGGGGGACAUGGCCGACCCGGGCUUGGUGAUGACGGGGACCAAGUGCAGCGAAGCGAUGGUGUGCAAGGACCAGCGGUGCCAGAAUGCCUCCUUUUUCGAGCUGGACAAGUGUGUCACCAAGUGCCACGAGCAUGGGGUCUGCAACAGCAACGGGAAUUGCCACUGCAACGCGGGGUGGGCCCCUCCGUUCUGUGAGAAGCCCGGCCUGGGGGGCAGCGUGGACAGCGGCCCGGUGCAGUAUGACAGCCACAAAAGCACCUGGAUAGGUCUGGCGAUGGUCCUCUUGGCGUGCCUGGUCACGAUCCCGGUCGCACUCUACGUCUGCAACAGAAAGGAGCGCUCCUUCUUCUGGAAGACGAGCAAAGCCUUCAGGAAAAACCGUGAGGCCUGCCGGAACGGAGACGUCCGUCAGAAGGCUGACUGUGGCCACCAGAACUCCGCCUUCACCCUGCAGACCGUUGUGGCCCCUUCCUCCGGCAAAGCUGUGGGCAGAAGCUCCAGCCAGGCCACGAGGAGCAUGCCCGUGCUUAAACCAAGCCCCCAUCAGAGCGCGUCCCACCCGGUCAACGUCGUCCGCCCUCUCCGUCCUCCACCCAGCCCGGCCGUGCCUCUUCCGAAAGAUUUCAAGCCCUCCAGACCGCCACCGCUGCCUUCCGGCAAAUCCCCCCACCCCGCCGUUCCCACCAAAGCGACUCCGGCUGCGCAAGCCAAGCUGCCUCCGCCGAAGAAACCCCUUCCCAGCAGCCCUGCCAGGACCCACUGGGUCGAUCUGAAACAGCGGCCCCCCCGCAAGCCCCUCCCGGGGAACCCCCUUCUGGCGAAAGAGCGGCCGUCAGCUCAGGGGCAGGCCUUGCUGGUUAUGGUGCCUCCCUCGAACUCCAAGGCGGCCGCCGGCGUCUCCUCGGGCCACUUCUGCAAGCCACUCAAGCCCUCGCCACCGCAGAGACCUGCCCCGGGCUUGAAAGUCCAGUCCGCUUCCUUCCCCUCGAGGAAAUGACCACGGUGGAAUCGGGGCCGCGGACCUUCGGCAGACGCCUCCUUCCUGAUUUGCACUACUGCACUCAAGCAGGGACUUUCGCUACCAAAGACUGUUUCGUUUCGUUUUUGAAGAAAAGUCACGGUCGUUUCCACUAACGAUGACGAAGGAUGUGGAGGGGCUGUGGAUGGGGGAAGCAGCGCUCCCCUGCGGGCACGGGGAUCGGGGGGCGGCGAGCCUCGGGGAGCGGCGGAGAAAGCCCGUUGCGGCCCUUCUGUGAAUGGUGGGCUGCGCCGCUGCCCGUCGGGGCUUGCGUUCCCGCACCUAGGGCGUCAGGUCUCCGGAGGGCCCGGUCCUGAUCCACGGAAGCCGCCCGAAAGCGGUGGGCCACACUUAGCUACCUCCUCCUCUGACGGAGCCUCAGAGGACCCCCCCCCCUUCCUCGCUGGAUUCCCAAGCGCUCCAUGCUGUCCUCCGGAGCUGCUGUCCCGGGACCCCAGCUUUCCCAAGUGCCUGGCGUCCCCGGCAUGGGGCCGCCUGUUCCGGCUCGGUGCCCCUCUCCCGCGUGCGGGACUACAGUCCCAAUCAUCCUCGGCCAGCACGGCCAGGAUGGGAGCUGUGGUGUGACAUACGCAGAGGGGGAAAGACAGGAGAGCUGCAUUUCUGUGCAAGCGCUUUGCCACAUGGCUGCCCAUUGCAGAAACGGCCGCCGGGGGGGCCGUGUGGGGUCUGGAUUGGGACCCCGUGGAGUGAGGCUACCUCUGCGGGUGGAUCGUGUCGGGGCUCAUGGAAUUUCCGCCAGAAAAGCCACCUGGGGGCAAGUUCCCUCUCCGCCGUCCGCAGCCACGUACCCUAGUCCUGAUCAAGGCCUCGCAGGGUGGCAAUUCCGGUUAAAACAACCCGGGGUGGGCAGGUCCCCUCAUCUUUUCGAGGUGACACCCCCCCUCGUACCUGUUUACAUGCCCCCAGUUCACGGCUGCCACUCUGCGCCAGCGGCCACCGUUGCCUCACGCAAACAGCGCUGCCGCGGCAGGGAUCCCCCCACUGGUUGGGGGUCGCGCAUCGGUGAGGUGCGCUGCUCUGUUUGUGGGGAACGGGGGCAGGCCCGGGGCAAGGAGACCAGGCGAGCCGCCACGAGCUGGGAGGGGGCUCGGCGCGUGGAUAGGGCUGGAGUGGCCGAGCGAUGCGCCACGGCCGGCACACGAGCCCCGGGCCCCCACUCCCAGCUGCACCUCAGUUGCCCUCGCGGAGACCGUCUUUGUGGUGGGGGACAUGCUUUCCGUUAGUGAGGGGCGUCCGGCGCCGAUCCGGCUGCGUGCUGCUGUUGGUGCUCCGUGGGAGGCUCCCGACCUUUCCCUGGGGGACGCGUGAACGGCCUCUGCUCCCUCAGGCCUCCGUUAUGCGGGAAGGAGGCGUCCGCACCUCCUGGGGCCCUGCGUUCCCGAACCUGAAAAUGUGACUUGGGAGCAAGCGUGAGCGCCGCCUCUCUGGCCCUGCUCUUCCCGGGAGCAGCAUUCCCGUGAAGGCCCCGCUUCAUCGGGGCGGCGUGGCCUCCUCGCUCCAAGAGCAGAACUCCCGUGCCUCCCGUGUGGCUUGGUGCACGGCUCCCCCUUCAGUGCCCUUUCCCAGACUUACACCUCAGUGCCGUCCCAUUUCCUUAGAUCUGGCCAGAAAUUCAGGGAAGGGCUUAAAAAAAAUUCUUGAUUAUGCAAAUGAAGUCAGCCUGUGCAAAGAUGCUGAACUGGCAUUAAUCUUGGCCUAGAAUCUGGGUUUUCCUCUGCUCUCUGCAGACCGUUGGAACGCUGCAAGCCGGUCCCUUCCAAGUGCCUCAUCUGCUGGUUGCCCGUAGCCACAGAUGGCUCCUCAUUCGUUCUGAUGGGCCAGCAGACUUCCGCUUUUUCUCCGUGCGUCCCGGGCGAUCCAGGCGUACCUCAUGUGCUGAGCUCAGGCAGGCCAGAAGCUGAGACUUUCAUGCUGGGCCCCUUUCUCCCAGAGAUGUGUGCCUUCAACAUAAUUUUGGAAACCACCAACCCCCACUUCCCUUCUGAAAAAUAAUGAAGAAAUAAAGGGCUUUUUCUUAUUUAAA